Molecule: messenger RNA, 8911 nt
Organism: Petromyzon marinus (sea lamprey)
Lineage: Eukaryota; Metazoa; Chordata; Hyperoartia; Petromyzontiformes; Petromyzontidae
Product: homeodomain-interacting protein kinase 2
Biological process (GO): peptidyl-serine phosphorylation; peptidyl-threonine phosphorylation
Cellular component (GO): cytoplasm; nucleus
Molecular function (GO): ATP binding; protein tyrosine kinase activity; protein serine/threonine kinase activity
Source: RefSeq, a predicted model, not a curated record
CAGCAGCAGCAGCGGCGCGCCGGCCCCGCGCUCUCCCCGCCGCUCGCUCGCCCGUACCGAUCGCCCGCCCGCCCGCCCGCUAUACGAGAGUAGCUAGACCACACACCUGUCGUCCGUCUCUGUCUGCUGGCCAGUCGGGCAGCCAGACAGCCCGGACUGUAUAGCCGACUCCGCAGCUUUAGUCGUCAGCUGGUGGGGGGCCAGCGGCGGCCUGCCUGGUUGACUGACCGGCUUGUUGACCGGCCGGUUGAUUGACUGGGCUGGUUGACCGGCUGACCCCGGUCAACUAACUAGCAGACUGGCGGCUGGGUUGGCCAGCUGUUGACUUGGCUGGUUGACUAACUUGGCUGGUUCAGCUGGCUCUGUUCGCUGCUCGAAACCCUGCCCCCCCUCCCCCGGGGUUGACGCUGAUCCGGCUCGUUGGCUGUGCUGUGCUGGUGAGCCGGUUGAGUAAACCGGUGGGCAAGUCUGGUUGACCGACGACUGGGUGACCGGCCGAGCCUUCUCCGAGUCCGAGCGAGGCGUUGUGAAGGGGAGGACGCGGGCGCCGCGUGGGGUCGCGGGGGCCGGGCCCGUGGUGGAGCCUCCGGCGGGCGUCUCUACCAUGCAUCGCGGCCUCGGCACCACUGACGAGCGCCCACGGAUAAGGGAAGGCAGUUCUUCAUGCUUUGUUGAGGAAGACAACAGGGAAGUGUCAGCACUGACUGAUGAUUAUCAACCCUGCCGGUAUGGCCUCUCAGAUGCAAGUCUUCUCUCCACCUCAGCCUCAAUCCAGUGCCUUCUGCAGUGUGAAGAAGCUGAAACUGGAACCCAGCAGCUGCGUCUACCAUGACGGAAAGACCUCCGCCUACUCGCAUCAGCACAGCCAGCGCAGCCGACAGCACCACCACCACCACCACUUGCACCAGCAGAGCCACAGCAACGCUCACCACCGCAGCAGCCGGCACAGUGCGAAGGCCUACGCCGCCCCUGCCGCCGCUUCUUCCGCCGCGGUCGCCGUCACCGCCGCUGUUGGCAGCCACGCCGCUUACGAGCAGAGCCUGAUCUUCCCGGGCGCCGUCGCGACUUCCGCGGCCACCGCCGCCGUUGUCGGCGCUAGCGGCGGGGCAGCCGGGACAGCGGCCGGCGCCGGGGGCGGCGCCAGCGGCGGCGGCGGCAUCGCCCGGCGAACAACAUUGAACCUGCUCGACACGUACCAGCGAUGCGUCCUCAAGCGCAGGAGUAGCGAGGGGGUCGACGGCGAGCCGGGCAACGACGGCGGCGGCAACGGCGGCAACGGCGGCGCCGGUGGCGGCGCCGGCAACAACGCAGCCGGCGGCAACGCGACGACCACCGCCGCCAACGCGAGCAACGACGCGGGCAGCGUGCAGAUUGUGGAGGAGCUGCCGCCCACUGCCGCCGUGGCGGCGGCCGCCCCCAUGCUUGUGGGCAGCAACGUGACGAUGGCGCCCACCACGAACGCCGCGGCCGUCGCCGCUGGCGGCGGCACCACCACCAACGCCAAGGCCAACAACCACGGCGGGUCGUCGUCGGGCGGCGACGGGGACUACCAGCUGGUGCAGCACGAGGUGCUGCGCUCCAUGACCAACAGCUACGAGGUGCUGGAGUUCCUGGGGCGCGGCACAUUCGGGCAGGUGGUGAAGUGCUGGAAGCGCGGCACGAGCGAGGUGGUCGCCGUCAAGAUCCUUAAGAGCCACCCGUCUUACGCGCGCCAGGGCCAGGUGGAGGUGGGCAUCCUGGCGCGGCUCAGCUCGGAGAACGCCGACGAGCACAACUUUGUGCGCGCGCACGAGUGCUUCCAGCACCGCGGCCACACCUGCCUCGUCUUCGAGAUGCUGGAGCAGAACCUCUACGAUUUCCUCAAGCGGAACAAAUUCCGGCCGCUUGCGCUAGGCCACGUGCGGCCCGUGCUGCAGCAGGUGGCGACGGCGCUCGCCAAGCUCAAGAGCCUGGGGCUCAUUCACGCCGACCUGAAGCCGGAGAACAUCAUGCUGGUGGACCCGACGCGCCAGCCGUUCCGCGUGAAGGUCAUCGACUUUGGGUCGGCGAGCCACGUGUCCAAGGCCGUGUGCUCCACCUACCUGCAGUCGCGCUACUACAGGGCUCCUGAGAUCAUCCUCGGGCUCCCAUUCUGCGAGGCGAUCGACAUGUGGUCCUUGGGCUGCGUCAUCGCCGAACUCUUCCUGGGCUGGCCUCUGUACCCCGGAGCCUCGGAGUACGACCAGAUCCGCUACAUCUCACAGACGCAGGGCCUGCCGGCCGAGUACCUGCUGAGCGCGGGUACCAAGACGACACGCUUCUUCAAGCGUGACCCCGAGUCGGCCUUCCCACUCUGGAGACUCAAGACGCCGGAGGAGCACGAAUCGGAGACGGGGAUCAAGUCAAAGGAGGCUCGAAAGUACAUCUUCAACUGCCUGGAUGAUAUGGCACAGGUGAACGUGGCUUCCGAGCUGGAGAGCAGCGACAUGCUGGCGGAGAAGGCCGACCGGCGGGAGUUCAUCGACCUGCUCAAGCGCAUGCUCACUAUCGACGCCGAGAAGCGCACCACCCCGCUCGACACUCUGGGCCACCCGUUCGUCACCAUGCAGCACCUACUCGACUACCCGCACAGCAACCACGUCAAGGCGUGCUUCCAGAACAUGGAGGUAUGCCGCAGGCGAGUGGGGAUGUACGAGCGGCUGAACCAGAGCAAGACGCCCUUCAUGGCGCACGUGGCGCCGAGCACUUCCAACAACCUCACCAUGACCUUCAACAGCCACCUCAGCUCGCACGCACAGGCCUCAGCUGCGGGAGGGCAGGUGGCGGCGUUGGCGCAGCGCGGGAUGGCGCUGCCGGCGCCGGGUGCCACGGCGGCCGGGCCGUUUGCACGACACGACCCCUACCAGCAGGCACUCAUCGUCUGUCCGCCCACCUUCCAGGGUGACUGGCAAACUCACGCACGCCUACAGGCCUCGCCGCCCAAGCACGCGGGCUACUCCGUGCGCGUGGAGAACGCCGUGCCGCUCGUCACGCAAGCGCCCGCCACCGCUCAGCAGCUCCAGCUGCAGCCCGGGGUGCUCGCACAGGGCUGGGCCCCCGCCACCCAACAGAUCCUACUCCCGACCUGGCAGCAGAUCCCGACGGUGCCCGCCCACGCGCCCGUGCAGCACCCGGGGCUGCCGGACGGCAUGGGCGGCACGCAGGGCAUCCCCGACUGGAGGAGCGCCCACGCGCACGGACCGCACUACAACGCGCUGGUGCAGCAGCCCCUGCUCUCGGGACACAUGGCGCUGCCCGGCGGGCAGCCUCUGAGCGUGGGGGUUGCGCACGUCAUGCGCCAGCAGCCCAUCUCGUCGUCGGCCGCGUCGGCCGUGUCUUCGUCCGCCAGUGCCAAGAAGAACCGGCAGCUGAUGCACGCAUCGUCUGCCAGGUGGGCGCGGGGUGACGUUUGGCCCGCACCUCUUAGGUCACACUACGAGAUGAGUCUGUCGCAGCCCAUGAGCCUGCAGUCUCCGCUGCGAUCCAAGCGAGCUAAGGAGAGCUCCGGCUCGCGCUACUACACCACCGCUACCACCGCCAGCGCGGCCGCGGCCGCGCACAGCGCCGCUGUGAGCGCCGCGGCCUCCAAUGCGGCGGCCGCGGCGGCCGCGGCGGCGAUGAUUGGCGACGGCCCGUUGUUCGGGCACGGCGUAAGCGCGGGGACCCUGGGCGCCGGCGGGGUCGGUGCCGCGAUGGCUUCCCCGGCGGGCGGAGGAGGAGGCGGCGUGUGGGCGACCGGUGGCGGCGGCGCCGGGCUGGGCGACGCCGGGCUGGGCGGCGGCGGUGCCAGCUACCCGAGGCAGCCGAGGCAGCCGAUUGUGAUCCGCGAUACGCCGAGCCCGGCCAUCAGCGUCAUCACCAUCAGCAGCGACACGGACGACGAGGAGGACGAGAAGACCGUGAAGAGGGGCAGCGGCGCUGGAGCAGGGAACGGGGCCAACCCUUCCACGAGCCUUCUGUCCAAGCAGCGCGAGAACGUGGUGAGCUGCGUGACGGUGCACGACUCGCCAGACUCGGACUCGUCCCGCACCACCAGCCCCCUGCCGCUGGGCGGGCGCCCCACCGUCGCGGCGCUGUCGGGCGCCGUCGCCGCCGGCCAGCACCUCGCGCUGCCCGGCGGCACCGGCGCCGCCCCUUCCUCGGCGGCGGCGGCGGCCGCCCUGGCGGCGUCGGCGUCGUCAUCCUCUUCGUCGUCGUCGCUCCUCCCGUCGUCGUCGUCAUCGUCGUCGUCGCUGCACCGCGCAAACUCGCGCACCAUCAUCGUGCCGCCUCUCAAGACGCAGGCAUCGGAGGCCGACGGCGGCUCUCUGCUCGCCGCUAACGGUGUCGCGGUCCACCACGGCAAGGUGAAAGGGAUUGGCAUCUCCUCGGGCCGGGUGCAGACGCGUGGAAACCCCUUCCAGCAGCAGCAGCCGCUCAAUCUGAGCCAGGCCACGCUGAUGCAGGAUCAGCGGCCGGGCGUCGGCGCUCACGCGCACCGCCGGCAACAGGCCUUCGUCGCGCCCACCAUGGCGCAACCGCCCGUCCCUCCGCCCAUCGCCGCCGGCCCCGCUCCUCCGCCCACCUCCGCCGCCGCCCCCUACCACUUCGGGAGCCACGGCCCGAGCACGCCGCAGGGCCCCGGGGGCGCCGGCGGCCUGCCGGCCCACCUGGCGGCGGCCGUGAGCCAGCCCCACCACCUCUACACCUACACGGCGGCGGCCGCUGCCGCGGCGGCGGCGCUGGGGUCGCCCGGCGGGGUGAUGGCGGCGGCGCACCUGGGAGGGACGCACCCGCACGCCCACCCGCACGCGCACCACCACCACCACCACGGGCACCCGCACCCCGCCACCGCCUAUGCGGCGCACCCGGCCACGGGGCUACUCCACCAGGUUCCCGUGAGCGUCGCCCGGCACCACCCGCACCACCACCCUCACCACGCGCACCCUCACCACCCGCACCACCACCACCCGGCUGUUCUGCCCGCGUCGCCCGCGGGGCUGCACCAGGCCUACCAGCCGACGGCGCCCUUCCCACAGCAGGCCUACGUGAGCGCGUCGCCAGUCUACGCCGGGUACCCGCUCAGCCCGCCCAAGAUGGGCCAGUUCUCUUACCUCUGAAGGAAACGAAAAGAAGGAGAGUGACACGGAGUCGUUUUUUUAACACGAAACCCCCGACCGCGGGCUCCCCCGCGCCUCGCCACAGCGGUUCAGCGCCGCGGCGCCGCCGAUGGUGGCGGCGGCGGCGGCGGUGACGGCGGUGGCGGCGGUCACGGCGGUGACCGCUCGCCGUCACGCCAGCCGGUGACGCCGGCGAGGGAGAAGCGUGGGCUUGGCGUCGGGUUCUGUUGGCGCAGCGCCGAGAAGCCGGCUCUGAACACGUGAGGAUCCAUCAAGAGGCGUCUGUGGAUCGUUAAGCUCGCCCCAAAGCUUGGAUCUUACACUGGAGUCCUUAACAAUCGCAUCAGAUUGUAGUCGUUUUAUGCAUCGAGUGUACCUCUAUAUGUAUGGCUUUUAGGCGUGUUUUGUUUUUAAAUGUUAAUUAUUAAUGUUAAGUUUGUGCUGCUACUGGGGGAUGAGGAUUUAAUUGAAAAUGCUUGAAAUACGUCCGUGACGGAGAUGACACGUUGGGCUCUCUUUCAUCAUUGAGUUUAGCGAGUGUCCUACUCUCCGUGUGUGCGUGCGUGCGUGCGUGUCUGGCCCCGUCGUCCGUCAACACACGAGUCGAGAGUGUCUUAAGUAUUGUGAGUGAGCCGCGGGAGGCAUUAUAAACACGCGUUGUCGGAUUCAACGGGAAGAGGCCUGGACUGUGACGCCGUGCGAGGGGCCGCCCUGGCGGGCCGCGGCGUGCACGCGAGGACCGCGCCGGGUCCGGCCGCGAGGCCCCGCCUGGCUCCGAGGUGCCGCGUGAACUGUCGACAGAAGACGAAACUGCUGCACGUGGCUUGGUCGACUUUUUUUGCCCCCCACGCCCCGAUUCUCAUUUCCCAAACUGUGAAAGUAGGACCUAAUCUUAGAAGAAGAAAAGAAAAACGAGACAUUUUCAUUGUUUAGCAAAAACCUUUUACUGUUUAGUUAAUCAGUUUUAAUAAUAAUAGCGUAAUAUUUUUGCUGCUUCGUUUUAGUGUGUGGUUUUAAUUAUGUUUAACUAUUGUUAAAAUAUUAAAAUUAAAUACACAAAGGGUGCAGUGAUGUUGCACAUGAUCCCAGAUGGGGAAAGUGCAGAAGUGAGAAGAUGAAUCUGUGCGAUGGGCACGGGAGGAGGGGAGAGUCCUUGUGCGGAGAGAGGAGACGAGGCAGAGAGAGACUGCGGAGCGCGAGAGAGAGAGAGAGAGACCACGUGCACGCCACGGGACGGACCGUAGCAGGGGGAGGAGGAAGGCACGGGGGAGGCUGUCCUCAGCCGCCAAGACGACGCUUGCAUCGGAAUCGGAUUCGACGAGAGACCAAAGAGACGGGACAGGAAAUGAGCGCGAGAGAUCGCACGGCCGCAGAGUCGCUUAACAUCACUCCCCUCCCCACCCCACGUCCCUCCGCCAUCCACCACGACCCCCCUCCCCCCCCGCCGCAAGGUUCCAAGAGUUGUGCGACGUCCUACGAGGAAAAAAAAGAGCAAAGAAAAUGAUAUAUUAAUAAAUAAAUGUAAAAAAAUUAUAAACGAUGCCGAAUGAUUCGAUCUUUAAAACCGGUAUGGUAUGAUGAUGUUGUUAUUGUUCCAAUUUUGUUGUGCAAUGUGUUAAUUUUUUUGAUUCGCGCUGUCUGUCGGGACUGGGAAGGUUGUAUCGGUAGUUUGUCUUUUCCUAUGCUCGGCGUCGUUCGUGGUGUUGGGACCCCUUGAAUCCGCCUGGGCAAGGCACGUCGGAGCACCCCCCGGCCCCUCGACCCCUUGACCCCUUGACCCCAACACAUGCGCGCGUGUUCCGUUUGACCCCGACAAGUGUAGCGUGGGUGUCCCCAGCAGUAAUGCCUCUAGAUAGAUAUGAAUUGACUUGAGUACUCAUGUACACACGCUGUGUGUGUUUUGUACGUAAAUAUAUAGCGUGUGAGCGUGCGUGAUAGAGCAGCAGAGUGUGGUGUGCGGCGCGUGUGUCUUAUGAAUUACCCCCCCCCCACCCCCCAUUAAUCUGUGCAUGACCUGGGAUUGAACCUAUGUACUUAUUAGUGAUGGUAACACCAUGCGGCUCCCUCUCCAAUACCCCCCCCCCCCUCGUUUGGUGUUUUAUGAAGGGAACAGCCGAGCUCUCAUCUUGGAGCGAUCACCUUGUAGCCGUCCCGCACUGUCCGACGCAAGGUGGCUGAAGCUUCGUUUGGCAAGCGAGCGAGGGAGAAUUAUAACAGACUUCGAGGAUCGCUUCUGUGACGUAUUUUAACAGAGUACGACGGUCAGGCCACAUUGGUGUCGCUGGAGUGCACGUAAAACGUCACGCUGCGUUCUUUCUUUCUUAUUUAAAGGCGCUUCAGACCAGGGGGCGGGGUGUGGGGGGGAGAGCCCAGGACCCGCAGGCCUGGGGUGCGUAGCUGCUGCUGUGAGAGACGUUGGUGUUUUGGGAUUUGUAUUGCUAUAAGCAAUUCUCAUCUUUCAAGGCCGUGGAGUCCUUAUGCAAAAAAUAUCUGUUCGUGGCUCCCUCCGCCGGUGCGUGUUUUUCGCGGUUGUGCCGCGCGUCCUCUGGCGGGUGGUAUCCCAACGUUUUGGCAAACGAGUUCCAUGAAGAAACUCCCAGCGCACGGAGCGAAACGUCGGACAUCGUGCCGAAUGAUGCGCGGCACGACCCGAAAGCCCACCGGAGCGACACGCAGCACAACCGCGGGAGAAAAAAAGAAACCCGGUCGCAGUGAAAUGAAUCGAGCGAUGGGAUUUUGUUCCCCAUGCUGCAUCUGGCUGUAGAUUCUUUUUGCUUUUUCUUUGGGGCGAGUGUUCCGAAUCCAAAUUGACACGGGGAACUGCCGUCAUCGCCAGGUGGAACAGCUUCCCUUCCCACGGCACACGAUAGCUUUGCACAAAUGACCAUGCUCAAUUUCCAGUUUGAUUAAUGUUUCAAACGCUCCCACACUGAGCGGAUCGUCUUUGAGUACAAAUUAAUGGGGUCGUAUGCUCGUGCGCGCGCUUGUGUGUGCGUGUGUGAGAGAGAGCACGUGUACGUACAUGUACGUACGUGUGUGUCCUGUGUUAAUAAGAGUGUGCGCAUUUGUUGUGUGUUGGGCACGUGUGUGCAUGCAUUCGCGUUUGGCCCAGCAUAAACAUAUAUAUACAAUUCACAGGUGUAUAAUCUGAUGUAAGGCCCUGUUUGACGUUAACUUGUGUGACCAUUGGACUGGUGUUUGUGCCGUUGUAGUGCCUUACCUCUAUGUUUCACACGCGCUUGUAAGUCGUGUAUAUGUGUGUGUGUGCGUCAAAGACGAAGAUCCCCCGUGUAGCCCUACAGAGUUCGGCCCUCUAGCUUUAGCCCUUACGUUUCGUUUCCCACAGUUGGAAACGGGUGGCGUGGUGGUUUCCUCACCGAGCUAUGAACCCAGCAAACAUGGGUCUGACCCCAGCCACGCACGUCGCUAGCAAGCGCUAGCAUCAGGACACCAACCCUGCCAUCCACCCGCCUCCGUCCACCCAACCCAGCCAACCACUAGGUCUACUCAGGCUUAAAUGAGUACCGAGCGAUGCAUUGAAGUGACAGACGCAGCCGUGCCCGCUCCGCACUCCGUACCGGCCUUAAUAGGUGCUCGCUAGCGGUGCCCGCGCAAGUCUGUGAGGCUCAACGGGGGAUCUUGGUGUUUGCGUGGCGUGUGCUGUAAUGGAAUAGACUCUCUAUACUGACUCACCGUGCAUAUCUCCACGAAUAUGUUUGCCAUUGUUUCACUGACACGUCGCAGUGGCUGUCGCGUUCACCUGUAUAAAGUAAAGCAGUAUUAUUCUUAUUCGA